Sorex araneus (European shrew) is the source of this 2625-nucleotide messenger RNA. RefSeq names its product zinc finger protein 706 (gene ZNF706). The transcript has 4 exons. The record is from RefSeq and is a predicted model, not a curated record. NCBI's taxonomy places the organism in Eukaryota, Metazoa, Chordata, Mammalia, Eulipotyphla, Soricidae. The coding region runs from base 269 to 499 and encodes 76 amino acids.
GGCGUGCGCGGGCACGGAGCGGAGCGGCCUCCCCUCGGGCUGAGGCGGCGGCGGGCGCGCGCGGCGGCGGCGGCGGCGGCGGCGGGCGCGAGGCGCGGGCUGUUGUGCUCCCGGCUCUCUCUCUCUCUCCUCGUCCCCCUUCGUAGCGGCCGGAGGAGGCCGCCGCGGUGCCGGGCGCGCUGCCCCUUCCUGGCCCUCCGGCCCCCUCCUGCGCCGUCCGUCCUGCGCCGCGCGGUCUCUCCCGACGCGGGACCGGCCCGGCCCGGAUAUGGCUCGUGGACAGCAGAAGAUUCAGUCUCAGCAGAAAAAUGCCAAAAAGCAAGCUGGACAAAAGAAGAAGCAAGGACAUGACCAAAAGGCUGCUGCCAAAGCUGCCUUAAUCUACACUUGCACCGUCUGUAGGACACAAAUGCCAGACCCCAAGACCUUCAAGCAGCACUUUGAAAGCAAGCAUCCUAAGACUCCGCUUCCUCCAGAAUUGGCUGAUGUUCAGGCAUAAAUUCGUUUACAGGUGAAUUCAUGACACCUUUGACUCUUCUACUGUCUCAGACCUUAGGUAACAAACCUGCAGCUGCUUUUCUAACAAACUGUUGAUCAGCAAAAAUAAAGGGGCUACAGAAACACUCAUUUUUAUGCUGUUCCCUUUUGGGCUUCAUGCAAAGACAAUUCUGUGUAAAUGUACAGUUGACUCUGAUUUGGAAAUCUGAAAAUCAGUCCAUCCUUGUUAAAAAAAUUUUUUUACAAUUGUAAUUAUAUUGAUGUUCAUAUUGUGUAAAAUAACUCAUUUAAUAAAGUAGUACUUUGAUUUUACAACAUCACAGGAUAAAUGGUUCUAGAAAUUCUGUUCUAAUUUUCCACAUUAUUUGCCUUAUAAAAAUCUAAUGAAUUCAUCAGCCGGAAUUGCAAGUGCAAUUCAUAUCUCCCUUUCUCAGCUUAGUGGCAGAUUCAUUAGUUAAACUAGAGCAGAUUUAUUCAUUAAAUUGUGCACACGGUUGUAUUAGCAGCUGCUGAUCUAGGUGAAAAAUGACAUUCCUGCUGUCUUAGUAUAUUGCAGUCAUGUGUCAUUUCCCCUCUCAUUGUUUUCUGUGUUGGAGGUCGGAACAUUGCAGCUUGCUGUAGAAUAUGGCGGUCGCUGCCAGCCUGGCCCACCAUGUAGGUAGCUGACAGAUGCCUCCAGCAGUUGCAUUGUCGGUCAGGCUGUCUGGAAGGUCAGGUUCCGGGGCAUCCGCUAGAGUGAGGUUAUCAGGCAGUCUCCUGUUGAGUAUAAAAUACGAUGGAACACAUGGAAACUGGUAAAGGUCUAUCUUUUAUGAAUUAUACAAAAUUAAAUUCUUUAAGUGCUUUCCUUUUUUGAAGUUAAAAGUCAGUUUGGGGGGGCAUUUUGGGAAGUUAUUAACAAUUGGGCCAAUUUUAUGAAUGACUAUUGGUUUCAUUAGCAAGGAAAUGGGAAUGGUUUGUGGCUGGGUUCAUUCCCAGAUUCUCCACCCUUCUUUCCUUUUCAAGCGAGUAGCUGAUUUUAGUAGUUUACUUUGCUCUGGUUCCUGAAAUCAGGGCCAGCAUAAAAUAUGGUUUCUCUCUGGGCUAGAAAAGUGUUCCAAAGAGCCAGUAGCCACGUUCUUCUGGCUCUGACUGGUUCAGAUGGAGAGAAACACUGCUUUACAAGUGAAGCUACUGUACCUUAGUUGAAAUCUUAAAUACCAUUUGGCAGUUACCUAGAGCCACAAAUCUGAUCCUGUGGGUUACAAAAUGCAUUCCUUUCUGCUGUAAUUCAUCCCUGCAUUCGUUUUGUAAUUAAUUGUACAUAUCAGCCCACCUUAUUUGUCUUCUUCCAAGUUCAAAGUUAAGUAUUUCCAAGAAAAAGCUGAGAGGUGAUGGUUCCUACCAACUCCUGUUCUUAUACACUGGAGUUCAAGUAUUCCCCCACCAUGUUUAACUGACCGAACUCCGGGUUUAAUAUUUGUUAUUUCUUAAGAUGUUGGUUAUUGGAACAUUAAAAUUUACUUGUGAUAAGUAAUUUAGAAAUUCUGACUAAAUUACUACUGAAAAUUUUAAAAGUCCUUUUACCAUAUGUAUGUUUUGUGUUUAGUAGCAAAUCAUUUAAAGCCAUUCACAAGUCUUGGUUUUGGGAGUUAUUUUUUCCUUCCCAUUGAUUUUACUGACUGUAAUUCAAAAUAAAAGCUUUCUGUUCCUGUAUUUAACCCUCUUUAUAAGCCACUGAAGACACCAUAUUUAAUUAUCUCAGAUUAGGGAAAUAGUUCCAUCAACCUUUCUGAAUAUGUUAACAUCACUCGAGGGUUGUUAGUAUAACCCUCUUUAUUGUGUUGAGUUAAAUCUGCUAUGAGGGGCAGAUUAUUACUUCAUAACAUGAUUAAGUUUGAAGAUUCUUUAACAGAUCGCAGCAAAGUUUGUAAUAAAACUGUUAUGGUGUCUUCAAAAACUUGAGAAAAAUAGACUGAGAGAGAAUUGGUCCGUUUGUAUUCUGUAUUCCAGUAGUUGCCAAAAGGUACGGGGUUAACUAAGCUUGUUUCCAUUCUCCCUAUGGAUCUACAUCCCCAUGUUUAACUGACAUACUGGGGGUCCAGUUGUGUGCUGUAAUGUGUUAUUAAAGAAGAUAUUAAAAGAAAA